GUGCCCGUCAGCGCGCGCAGCGCGGCGCGGAGCUCUGGGAGGCCAUUGUGGCUGGGGCAGCGCCGCGCGGCGACGCGGAGGAGGAGGAGGCGGUGGCUGCGCAUCGUCCCGCCGAGCGAAGGAGGAGACGGCCUCUAAGAGGAAAUAUCAAGUAAGCGUACUGCCUAAAUUGCUGCCAGAUAUGACCAAGUUGAAUGUCUACUGCUUAAAAUGCUGCUGAAAUUUUGAGAAACUAGAAGAUCUUGAAAACUUUUAUCAGGUGGUCGAGAGAGAAAACUACAUGACACUACACCAUGAGUGACAGUAAAUGUGAUAGUCAGUUUUACAGCGUUCAAGUUGCAGAUUCAACAUUCACUGUACUAAAACGUUACCAGCAAUUGAAGCCCAUAGGAUCAGGGGCACAGGGCAUUGUUUGUGCUGCAUUUGAUACAGUCCUUGGAAUCAAUGUUGCUGUAAAGAAGCUGAGUCGUCCUUUUCAGAAUCAAACCCACGCAAAAAGAGCUUACAGAGAGCUUGUUCUUUUAAAAUGUGUCAAUCACAAAAAUAUAAUUAGUUUAUUAAAUGUAUUUACACCGCAGAAGUCACUAGAAGAAUUUCAGGAUGUAUAUUUGGUUAUGGAGCUGAUGGAUGCCAAUUUGUGCCAGGUUAUUCAUAUGGAAUUGGAUCAUGAAAGAAUGUCUUAUCUUCUUUACCAAAUGCUAUGUGGUAUAAAACAUCUUCACUCGGCUGGUAUCAUCCACAGAGAUUUGAAACCCAGCAACAUAGUAGUAAAAUCAGAUUGUACGCUCAAAAUCCUUGAUUUUGGACUGGCAAGAACAGCAUGUACUAACUUUAUGAUGACUCCGUAUGUAGUAACACGGUAUUACAGAGCACCAGAGGUUAUACUUGGAAUGGGAUAUAAAGAGAAUGUUGAUAUCUGGUCAGUUGGGUGCAUCAUGGGAGAAUUGGUGAAAGGUUGUGUGAUAUUCCAAGGCACUGAUCAUAUUGAUCAAUGGAAUAAAGUUAUUGAACAAUUAGGAACACCAUCAGCAGACUUCAUGAAGAAACUACAGCCUACCGUGAGGAAUUAUGUAGAAAACAGGCCGAAGUAUCCUGGUAUUAAAUUUGAAGAGCUCUUCCCAGACUGGAUAUUUCCAUCGGAAUCUGAUCGUGACAAGUUAAAAACCAGUCAAGCUAGAGAUUUAUUAUCAAAGAUGCUUGUAGUAGAUCCAGACAAGAGAAUUUCUGUAGAUGAGGCCUUACGUCAUCCUUAUAUUACUGUCUGGUAUGAUCCAGCUGAAGCAGAAGCUCCUCCGCCUCAAAUCUAUGAUGCACAAUUGGAAGAAAGAGAACAUGCAAUUGAAGAAUGGAAAGAAUUAAUAUACAAAGAAGUAAUGGAUUGGGAAGAAAGAAGCAAGAAUGGUGUGGUAAAAGAUCAGCCCUCAGCACAGAUGCAGCAGUGAAUAGCAACACCAGUCCUUCCCAGUCAUCAUCUAUCAAUGACAUUUCAUCCAUGUCAACAGAGCAAACAUUGGCCUCAGAUACAGACAGCAGCCUCGAUGCCUUGACAGGACCCCUUGAAGGAUGUCGAUGAUCAGCCAGGAUUGCAGACUCGACUUUGGAAAAGAACUCUUGCUUCCAUUGGGCCUGAAUUGCUUGUAAGUCAAUGGAACCAAGUAGGAAAACUCCAUGUUCUGCAUGUUCUGCUAAAGUAAUGCCUGUAUUUUUACUCAGUUGUUAUGAAAUUGCCUGCUUAGUGUUGUAGAAUGAAAGCAAAUCAAUGUCUAAAGAACAAAAAAUAUUAAAUUUAGACAAUAUAAUAGGCUUUUCUGUUUCAGCCUAUUUCAGGUGAGCAGUUUAUUAAUAGACUUUUAGCCAAUAACUCUUCUUUAAGUGGGUUCAUGAAUCUUCAGUCCCAACUGACAGGCUUCUGUGACACAAUGGUUGUUUACAUUUUAGUACAGUAUUGCUCAUUAGUAGGUUUUUUGAAUGUAUAGUCUCUAUGAAGUUUGUUUUAAUGUGUGACUGUGGCUGUUUGCUUUAUUUAACAACUGGAGUGUUGUAUGUAAGUGCGCACUCGCACAUUGGACACUCUCAGGACUAUGUUUAAAGGGUAGUUAUUCAUAAACAUAGCACCUUUUUUUAUUGAGCCCUUUCUAUCUUCACUUGCCAAUGUUUCUGUCUACCUUGCAGAACAGAUAAACGUGAGGUUUAAAGAAUAUAGCCAUUGCUUUCUAUGUCACCUAGGAGUAUGUCUCUAACUUUUUCACUCUUUAAAAUCUGAAUGGAAGAUACAGUGGCUUAUUUAAAUCUUAAAGAAAGGAUGAGUGACUUAGAUGUGAAGCAGUGCCUGUUUAGAAGAGGAGAGUGUGCUGAAAUAUAUUUUGUAGCUUGUAAUACUGGUCCUUUAACAAAAACAAACAGAAAAGGAAAUGUGAUGCUCUUUGUUCCCUGAAAACUGAUGAAUUGGAGAGUCCCGAAAAAGCUGCAUAAAUGUUUUCCAUUUUUUUAAUGGGUCCAUUCUAUCUAGUGAGUAAUAAAAAACAUAAAAAUAGAGAAGUUUUGAGUCACUUGUAAAUUAAGUAUUUAGUCAGCAGAACUCAGCUCUAUUCUCACAUUAGGAAAACAUCUCUAUUUGUCCUGGGGGAAGAAAGUAUACUUAAUACAUAUUUUCUAAUUACAGUGUCAGAGAAGAGGAGAUUAUUUGCCGUUUCAAUACAGGUUUAUCAAUACAGCUUUCAGAAUUGGAUAAUAUGGACAUUACCAGUUACAUUGCACAGUAUGUUGAAUUGGAAAACACAUUUGCAGCAGAGUAGGGCUUAAAUUGCUUUAUAUGACACAUUGUGAACCUAUGCAUGUUCAUUUUGUAGUGCACUGGUAUGAAAUUUUGCUAAAGGAUCUUGUGUGUGUGCAUGCGUGUGAGAUUAAACUAUAUAAUAGAGAUGUACAAGAUAAGGUAAAACACCACUUUCUUAAAGGCACUAUAUUUAGCUGUUAAUCCAGAUAGUCUUGACUUGAAUAUAUUAAUAGAACUUAGACUGGCCCAACCAGCCAUUGCAUUACUGACAUUUUUCUUUUGUAAAAAAAGACCUGUCCGUUAUUUCUGACCUUAAAAUUUGAAAAGCAGCAUUUUCUCUUUAUGCAAACAUAGUUUUUAUAUUAAAAUUGUGCCUCUUUUUAAUAGCUUUAUUUGUGGUAGCAAAAAUAUUCAGGUUUUAUUGUCCCAGACAAUUUAAAUAAAUUUAAAAAAGCACUUACUACACUGUUAAUUUCAGGAUUGUCAUUUGGAAUCUUACAUUUUUAGAAAUGUUUAGUUGAAUUGCAAGAUAUUGGGACUCAAGGUUCUUCGUGUUUGGUUUUAAACCUAUGGCUACCUUAAUUUAUCUUUGAAAACUGAAAGUAUAUAUGAAAUAGUUUUAGUGCAUUUUUGUCACUGGAAAAAAAACGCUUUAAAAUGCCUACUUACCGUACAGUGGAACAGUACAGGUUGCUGUUCUUCGGUGUUUUCUAAAUCUUGGUUAUUUGUGUAAGCUUAAAUUACUGAAGAUACCUAUUCAAAAUGAAUAUUAGUGGUUCACUAUGCAAGUAUUCACCUAGAUUUCAUUUUUCAAUUCUUUUAUCUUUUUCAACUGAAUUUGCACUGUGCUGUAUUCAUUUUAACAUUUAUUACUUUAGAAGACUUCAUGCAACUAAAUUUUUUUUCCAAUGUGUUUUGGACAUUCAGAGUUGAAUUUUUCCUGUUGGACUUGGGCUGCUCAGAACAACGGGGGGCUGGACCAGAUGACCUCCAAGUCUCUUGCAACCUAAAUUAUGUGAUUCAAAUUGUCUUUUAAUGUUCUUUUUUUAACACAACUGCCCUAUCUCCAUGAUUUGAACUGCUAUCUGACCUUCUCCUAGUAUGUACUGUUAGCAUGAACAUGUGCUCUUGGACAAAGAAACCCCUGAGAUUAACUGAGCUUAUUUGUAAAUCUUAUUGUAGGAAAAACUGUCUCAUACCUUAUUUUUUUUAUGUCUUCUUGCUGUGGCACACAUUGAAGCUUCAGAACGUUACAGAAAUGUUGCUGCUUUCAGAGCAUGCAUGAAAUGUCUGUGAAUAUUGUGGAUUUUGAUUCCAGUAUAACUCAAAACUAGAUUGCUGUUAACCUGACGGGACAUGGAUCUCAAGGAGGCUCUUAUGCAGAUUCUAUUCGGCUAAAUGCAUGCAGAACAGAUGCAUGCCAGAGUUCCCGUGCUGUGUUUCAGUGUGCACAUAUAGGCUGUAAAUGCCCUGCAUGCGGAUUAUAUAGAUAAAGCUGUAUUCCUGACUGCAGGUGAAGUUCAGUGCCACAUUUGUGAAGUGGUCAUCAAUGCUGUAAGAACAUCAUCAUUGAUGGAAAACAAAAUGCACAUGUAAUGUGACAGGGGUUUAAAAGUUUAGAGAGGUUGGUGUGCAAUAUAAUCACUUUUAUUCCUAAUACUAAAACCAUGUGUGUGAUGCAAUUGACCAUUUUUUUGCACUUUGGCAUUUAUAAAUAUUUAUAUGUAUUUAAAGAUUAAGAAUAUGUGUGUAUGCAUAUACCUAUAUAUUAAAAGAUCUGCUCAGUUUUGUAAACACGAAUGUUACUUUUUCUUUAUGGGAGGCUUUGUAUAGUGUUAACACUACUGCAGUAUACAAAACAGUUUAUGAUAUAUGACUAAGAAUAAGUGGGGAUCACCAGAGAUACAAUCUAUAAUCUUAACUGCUCACCUGAAAAAGAGAGAUCUGCGGCUGUCAAUCAGAUUAUUUACCAGAAACGUUAUGUUGCAUCUAUGAACACUGAGUAGCUGAAAGGCAUUGCAGAAAUGGAGUAUGUUUUAAACAGUUCAUUUUCAUCUGUGCUUAUAUCAUUUUUCUUCAAAUCUUGGAAAGAGAAGCUUGGUGUUAUGAAAUCUGGAUAAGCAGUCUGUAAGUGUGCUUUGAGGAAAUACCAUGAUAUGACAGGUCAAGGUUUUUAUUGACAAAGAUGAGAAGUGAAUGUCAAAAUUAAGGCUUUGUCUGCAUGGAUCAUACAAAAUAAACUAGUCUAAUGACUGGAAACCUACUGUUUGCCAACAGCCUUUCAAGUUUUGCAAUGUUUUCGGUAAGGGUUUGCAUUUCCUGGUCAAAAUAAUGGAAAAAUAAACUCAGAUUUAACUAGAAAUUAACUAGUUGGUUGUUAGGUUUCAAAACCUGUUGUGAACCAGAGGGCUCUUGAGGUUUUCUGUCUUUUAUAACAGAGCAUGUGUGUCUAUUCAAAUUCAGUUUUAAAAAAGAAGUUAUUCCAUAUGUUUAAUUUCUUUCCUAAAGGAAGGGCCUUAAGUGCUAAAUCAGUUUCCUUUUUAGAUCUGAUUGCAUUUGGCUUAAAAUUGUUUUAUAAAUGAAGCAAGAUUUGGACAUCAAAAGGGCAGCUGACUUACCCGAGUCACCAAGAACUGAGUGGAUGACCCUUGUGGCAGGAGUUCAGUCCUCUGGUUCAAUGCGUGCUGGAAGUUCAGGUGUUAAAAGUGCAGACAAAUCUUUACUGAACAUGAUGCUGUGUUGGAGUAUGAGUUCAGUCUUGCAGCAAUACAGUUCCUGUGGAUUGUUUCAUUUGAACUGUGGCGCUUGAAAUGGAAGUACUUUAAAUGUGGGGGGGUAAAUGCUAAACAGCCUUUGUCUGUAUAGUCUACAUAUGUCAUGUGGAUUCUAUCAGGGCUUGAUGCUAAACUUAGUGAUACCGUAUACUGGGAACCAAAUUCUUUCCUGGGUUGUUCAUUGUGUUAUUCCUGCUCAAAACUGGUUUUGAUCCAGGGACACCUGCACCCAGGUGCAGAAUUUGGACUUGAGUUCCUAUAGAUUAAUCUAGUGAUUUUUUUGAUUUUUCCAGAGUGUCUUUGAUUAUUUUUAUUUUAACAAGUUGAAAUAUGACAGAAAAAGUGUAUUCUGGCUCAUUAUUUUACAUAUAUUUUAGAUUGUCUUAUUACAUGAGUGGUAGUGAUGUUCUAAAAGCUUAUUACACAACUUAUCAAAUCAGUUUUAUUUUUUGCCCGCUCUGCAUGCUAAAAAUGUCUGGAGCUAAACUAAUGUUUGAAGUAACCAUCUUUUCUCAUACUUAGAGGAAAGCGGAGAGAAAACUAUUGUUUCUGUUUCUGUUCUAUAAAAUAACUAUUUUUGUAUCUAAAAUUUUAGUUGUUGGAUUUCAAUCCCACAGUGUUUCUUUGUGGAUAGACAUUUUCCUGGGUCCGCUAUUUCAAACAGUAUAACAAGUCCAUUAAAAAAAUCAAACUAAUAAAAUGCACUCUUCUACAAUUUAUUUAAAAUAUGACAAAUUAUUUUGGUCCAAGAAUUCAAAACAAAAAUAGAGAAAAUACCUUUCAUUGUUUUAACAUUUAAUUCCAUGAUACUGCUGCUUAUUUUUUGAAAAGGUGCUUGCAGUUUUGCACAAAAGAAAUCAACUUUAUUAUUAAUUGCUGGGUUUGAAGCACUUUAGGAUUCUUCUAAAUACAACCGAUAUGUGUGUAAAAAGGCAUAAAAAAUGUUUAAUGUGUUUAAAUUUUGUUUGCAAUCUUUGCUAUUCUGAUAGUUUUUAUCAGCAUGUUCCUUUAUAAACCUGUUCUCAGAGAUUUGAAUUGAGAAAUUUUUUUAUGGGCUGAAAUUUAACACAUAGUUAAAUCAUUUGAGAAACAUCUUAUACUCAAAUGCCUGUAGGGUGACUUAAAUAGCAAUGUUGCUCCCUAGCCACCUAUUAGAUAACGAUAAAACGUUUGUUCCUGUAGUGAGGUCAGCUGGCCGUGAGCGUUAGGAUUCGUUCUCUGAACCAAAAAACUUUUUCUUAACAUUUGGCUAUGCAUCGUCAGGUGUGUGAUGCUGUGGUAAGGCCAGAACGGCUGCUUGUUGGGACUCCACUGACGUAGGUGCUCCGAUUACCUGAAGAGGACAUUGUCCCUGCUCUAAAACACCAGUCUGAAACCCUUGAUACUUUAGGGGGGAAUUGCAGUAAGAACACAGACCAGGUUGGAUGGGCCCUGGGCAGCCUGAUCUGGUGUGACGUGUCCCUGCCCACGGCAGGGGGGGUUGGAACUCGAUGAACUUUAAGAUCUCUUCCAACUCAAAAGUGUUCUGUGAUUCUGUGUGCGUCUGUCUCCCGUGCUGGGUCAUUAGUGCCGCAGUCCAUGGUCUCUUAGGAGAGCCAAAGCAGAGGAGAAAGUAGCUGGGGAAGAACAACAUUUUGUGUUCACUACCUGAAACAGUAGUCAUAUUUGUUACUGAUAACAAAACUAAUUUAAUAUCCGUGAACAUAUGCUAUCGUAUUGUCUUCGAAUGGGGAAAAACUUUUUUGAAAACCAAGCGUGUCACUAGCUUUUCUAUGAAUUCUGAUGCUUAAUUGGUGCUAAUUUUUUAAAAGAAAACAUAACAGAUGGUUAGCAGUGAUUUGUCUGGCUUUGAUACUUAUAUUUUCUUAAAUGGGGGCAAGCGAAACUUUAUAAAAUGAUUAAUGUGCAUUUUCAGCUUCAUCAGAUUCCCAGAUUUUCCUGAAGUAAAAUGUUAAAACUUCCUUGGUAGUUACUGCUGCUUUGGACCUAUUUCUUUCUUGUAUUAGACACUAAUAAAGUGAACAGAAAAGUCAGCAAUACAUAACUGUCCCUUUCUUUAAAUUAAAUGACAUGUUGCGUUCCAGGGAUGGUUUUAGCAGUUUAGUGCAAUCCAGAUACCAAAUUAGUUAAGAGUACAUCAUAUACCUGUGUGCAGUUAACUCAGUACAGUGAAGCCUUACCUGAUCACAAGGAAAACUUGUGAAGAUUAUUUGAAUUGUCAUCUAUUUUAAAGAGGAAAUAACAAAUAGAGUUAAUUUACUGUUUUAGUACUAAUUGAAAUGUUGAUUCCAGAGACUAUGUUCUAUAGUGUACUCCAGAUCAUAUGCUAUGAAAGAGUAUAGUAGGCUCCUUGAGAAAUAAAUGAUGAAAACCAGUUUUAUCUCACGACUCAAAAUAACACACCCCAAACUCAGUUCUUUUGAGAAUUUGUUUUGAAAUGCCUUCGAGUUUUAACUCCUUUCAGAAUGCUUUCUGUCUUGUUUUGUCCCUCGUUCCCACAAAAGAUGUCACAAAAAGUAGCAUCAAGCCCUAUCACUUGUUACCAUGUUCUGAUUUUUAUGGCCUUAAUAUCAGUUAAAGUAUGGUAUAUAAUUUCAGAAGAAAGAUGUGCUUUGAAGUCUAAUUAUAGAGAUACAUGUGGCCUCUUCUGCCUAUGAAAUUAGGCUUUGAUUGUCAUAUCUCAUUCUUGAUGCUUGUGCAAUAGGAACAUGUUCCUUUUGAUGCAGUGGCUAUUUUGUCUGAUGCUGGACUUUUGUUUUCAGGAUGACUAAAAAGCUUUUCAGCUUUUUUUUAUGGACAGCAGUAAUGUUUCCUUGUUUUUUUGGAUUGAUUUUCUUUAAGGAAACUAGAAUUUCAUGAGGAAAAUUGUCAAUAACUAGUUCUGAAGUGCUAGCGAAAUCCUCGUUCUGAAGGUUUUUUGGUUUAUUUCUUGACAAACCUUAUCGUAAAACAGUACUAAAGCCACUGUAAAAUU
This is a messenger RNA of Cuculus canorus (common cuckoo), 8524 nucleotides long. It is a transcript of the gene MAPK9, whose product is annotated as mitogen-activated protein kinase 9. The transcript is spliced from 13 exons. Gene Ontology annotation, cellular component: cytoplasm; nucleus. Gene Ontology annotation, molecular function: JUN kinase activity; ATP binding. Gene Ontology annotation, biological process: JNK cascade; protein phosphorylation. NCBI's taxonomy places the organism in Eukaryota, Metazoa, Chordata, Aves, Cuculiformes, Cuculidae. The record is from RefSeq and is a predicted model, not a curated record. The coding region runs from base 294 to 1442 and encodes 382 amino acids.